Messenger RNA from Thermothielavioides terrestris NRRL 8126, 1890 nucleotides. RefSeq lists its product as uncharacterized. The transcript has 3 exons. Lineage: Eukaryota; Fungi; Ascomycota; Sordariomycetes; Sordariales; Chaetomiaceae. Bases 257 to 1873 code for a protein of 538 amino acids. The record is from RefSeq and is a predicted model, not a curated record.
CAGACGUCAUCAAGCAGCCAGAAACACCAGCGCGAUUGAGCAGCCCAGCCGAACCAAUUCAUCCCCGCCAGUUCUCCGCCAGGACCUCCGGGGCGCCGCGAGAACAAUUGGCCGUAUCGUGGACAUGGCCGCAAGGUAGUCAGUCUUUCGCCGCUUGCUGUUUUCUUUCUGCUGGGCUUGAAAAACGACAGAAAAGGCCGAGACCUGUGUCUCAGACGCAGCGGGUUCAGUCAGUCCCCAUCGGCCGUCCUUCACCAUGGCGAGCCCAUCCGCAAACGAGGACACGCCGCUCUUGUCCGCCACCGCGCCGCCGUCUCCCGAAGCCACAAAAGAUGCAAGGCCUUCAAGACCCCCGCGCAAUGUCACCUUCAACCCGAACCCCGUCACCAAGACGAUCGAGCCCGAAGCGGCCUACCCGCAUGCGCGCGUGUCGCCCCAGCACCGCCGCGAGGCGCCCGCCACGCCGACCGAUGGGUUUUAUUAUGGCACCGGCGGGUUAGGCGGUGGGGCGCCCGUGCUGUCGGCCUUGAAUAGCAAGCUCCGCCGACGCAACAGCCACGGCGGCGGCGUUCCGGGCGGGAGCGCCGCCAGUGGCCUGCCGCUGGUUGCUCCGAAUGGGGGACCGCAGCCCAAGGUCGGCCCGCAACGCAGCACCAAAAACUCCCAGAAGCUCAAGCUGCUCCCGAAUCCCGAGCUGGAGGCCGACGUCGACGACGAGAGCGGCCGCGAUGUCUACUCGCAGUACACGCGCAUUAAGGAUCCCACUGCCCGCCGCGACGCCGCCCGUCUCGGCAAGGCGGACCGCGACAGACUACCGCGCGUCACGGCGUACUGCACCGCGAAUCGAUACCAGAUGGACGCACUAAUGCGCUUCCUAAAGGGGAGGGGGAGGACAAAAGGGGCGAACCCGAAGCGGAUCGACGAGUGCAUCUACACACCAUACAGCUACACCUUCAAGCACGAGGGGAGUGCGCGGCAGGAAAGACGCCUCGAAGUGCAUUCCAAUCCAGAAAGGCGGCAUUCGACGGGAGACUUGCAUGACAUCCCCAGCGAGAGCACCCAGUCAAGCCUAGGGGAUGGCCUACCUGAGAGCCAGGAGAGCGUCGAUGACAUGCUCGUCGAGCAAAUGGCCGAAGCAGACACGCUAGCCAGCGAGCUUGCCGACUUCGACAUUCACGUGCACACCCCCGAGGUGUUCCUGUUCGCCUACGGCGUCGUGGUAAUAUGGGGCAUGUCCGCCGCCGAAGAGCAGCGCUUCCUCAGGGAGUUGGCCAAGUUCGAGCUGGAAAAGCUGAAGCCCGAAGACGUCGAGGCGGAGAAAUUCAACUUCUACUACACGCACGAGUACCAGGCCCGCAUCUACAACGAUUUCAUCACCCUGCGCGACAAGAAUAACUACAUGACCAAGCUGGCCAUCUCGCACGCCCUGGCACAGAGCGUCAAGACCUCCCUCUUCGAAGAGAUCGUGGCUUCGACCAUCGACACGUGCAAGAACAUACCGACGCAGCUGGCGCUGACGGGCAAGAUCGCGCUGUCGCGCUCCGAGAUCAAUAUGCAGAUCGGCGAGCUCUUCAUCCUGCGCAUCAGCAUCCACCUCAACGGCUCCGUGCUCGACACCCCCGAGCUGUUCUGGGUCGAGCCCCAGCUCGAGCCCGUCUACCAGGCCGUGCGCAGCUACCUCGAGAUGGACCAGCGUGUCGGCUUGUUAACUGAUCGCCUCGACGUCAUCGCCGAUCUGCUGGCCGUGCUGAAGGAGCAGUUGAGCCAUGGCCACGGGGAGAAGCUGGAGUGGAUUGUCAUCAUCCUCAUCGCCGCCGAGAUCUUUGUGGCCUUGAUCAACAUCGUCGUCGACCUAUACGUCGGCGUCGAUUAACUACCGAACGAGAAACA